Messenger RNA from Hydatigera taeniaeformis, 891 nucleotides. The record is from the annotation of a GenBank genome assembly. NCBI's taxonomy places the organism in Eukaryota, Metazoa, Platyhelminthes, Cestoda, Cyclophyllidea, Taeniidae.
AUGGAUGAAAAGGCGGAGGGCAGUGCUCGUGUGAGGUAUCGUGUGAAGAGGCUCACGUAUACACAACGCGAGUUUGCGGAUGAAUUUCACGAGACACCAAAGUCAGCCCUUACAUUUGCGAAGGUCAAGUCCGCCCUUCAAAAGGUUCGCUUAAAAACGUUCGGUUUUGAGCUUUUUCCCAUCUUCAAAUCGCUGGCGUCCUACUACAAUCUGCAUUACUUCGUGCUUGACAUAAUUGCUGGCGUAACGAUGGCAUUCUUCCACCUUCCGCAAGGUAUGGCUUACGGCGCACUUGCUGGUCUCCGCCCUGUAAAUGGUUUGUACACUUCGUUUUUCCCCGUUCUGGCAUACUUCUUCUUCGCCACCUCACGGCAUAACUCAGUCGGCACCUUUUCUUUGGCCUCCCUUCUCUUCUCCGAGCCCAUAAACCGUCUGACCCUUCAAUACUACAAUGCAACUCAUUCCACCAACAGCACAGCGAUGUCGGAUGAGGAGUAUGCUUUUCGCCUCAACUUGUCCUUGACCCUAGCCUUUUGUGUGGGAAUAUUGCAGGUGAGUGAGUGUGGCUUGGCUGUGCUUCUUAUGGCUGAUUUGCAGAUUAUCAUGGCGUUGCUUCAAGUUGGAGCCUUGGCUGCCUACCUGUCGGGUCCGCUGAUAAGCGGUUUCAUGUGCGCCUCUGCGUUCCACGUUGUGGCAAGUCAGUUUAAUUACCUCUUUGGGAUUAAACUGCCCCGCGUGUAUGGUCCGGGGAACCUGCUUCUCGUAAGGCUUUGCUUUCGCCAUCUGGGGGUCGGCCUCAAGUUCAAGUUUCCAAUUCCAGUGGAGCUGAUUCUCGUGAGUGGAGACUUAUGCCUAAUUGCAGUGUGUCACUCACUUAAUGCAUUUAGUUGA